This is a messenger RNA of Necator americanus (New World hookworm), 336 nucleotides long. RefSeq lists its product as uncharacterized. NCBI's taxonomy places the organism in Eukaryota, Metazoa, Nematoda, Chromadorea, Rhabditida, Ancylostomatidae. Gene Ontology annotation, molecular function: ubiquitin-protein transferase activity. The coding region runs from base 1 to 336 and encodes 111 amino acids. The record is from RefSeq and is a predicted model, not a curated record. Gene Ontology annotation, cellular component: nucleus. The transcript has 5 exons. Gene Ontology annotation, biological process: protein ubiquitination.
AUGCCUCCACCACCUACACCGGCAACAGACGACACUACUAGUAUGGGAGUAUGUGGGGCAUGGUACUUGUCUGAGUGCACUGAAGUCACAUGCUGCGAAUCAUAUCGAUUUCGGCUCUAUAUUUUACUGUUUAGCGUUCUAUGCGUCCUAGCGGCAUUACUCGUUGGAGCGACAUGGUUACUCUUGGAAUUCCGUCCCUCUUACAGAAAUCGUAUUCGACGUACGGAUUCCGAGCAAGCACGUAUUGAAAUGAAAUCGUUCGAGGAGACAAGAUAUUUACGACGUUACUCUGAACUCAACCCACUACAAGCACGGCGGCAUUCAAUCGAUAAUUGA